AUGAGGAGUCUGUACCAGUCACCAAGAGUCUGUACCAGUCAUGAGGAGUCUGUACCAGUCACCGAGAGUCUGUACCGGUCACCGAGAGUCUGUACCGGUCAUGAGGAGUCUGUACCAGUCAUAAGGAGUCUGUACCAGUCACCGAGAGUCUGUACCAGUCAUGAGGAGUCUGUACCAGUCACCGAGAGUCUGUACCGGUCACCGAGAGUCUGUACCGGUCAUGAGGAGUCUGUACCAGUCAUGAGGAGUCUGUACCAGUCACCGAGAGUCUGUACCAGUCAUGAGGAGUCUGUACCAGUCACCGAGAGUCUGUACCGGUCACCGAGAGUCUAUACCGGUCACCGAGAGUCUGUACCGGUCAUGAGGAGUUUGUACCAGUCACCGAGAGUCUGUACCAGUUAUGAGGAGUCUGUACCAGUCACCGAGAGUCUGUACCGGUCACCGAGAGUCUGUACCGGUCAUGAGGAGUCUGUACCAGUCACCGAGAGUCUGUACCGGUCACCGAGAGUCUGUACCAGUCAUGAGGAGUCUGUACCAGUCACCGAGAGUCUGUACCGGUCACCGAGAGUCUGUACCGGUCACCGAGAGUCUGUACCGGUCAUGAGGAGUCUGUACCAGUCAUGA
Messenger RNA from Ylistrum balloti, 624 nucleotides. RefSeq lists its product as uncharacterized. The coding region runs from base 1 to 624 and encodes 207 amino acids. The record is from RefSeq and is a predicted model, not a curated record. The transcript has a single exon. Lineage: Eukaryota; Metazoa; Mollusca; Bivalvia; Pectinida; Pectinidae.